GAAGAAGCAAAGAAAAAAAGAAAGAGAAGUCACACUGACACAUACACUACAGUAUAACCAUUGGCAUUGACGCCAACACCAAUCUUCAUCCACCAUUCUCUGGAACAACCAGUCAGCGUCCAUGCCUCCGGCUUCAAGAAGGAAAGCAAAACAAGCCAAGAAACUUAAAACUUUGACCAUUCUCAACCACCAUUCUCCUCCUUCUGAUCAAUUCCAAGGGGCAGCUGUUUCACCAAACCACGGCCAGAAAAUGGAAGGAUCGCUCAAUGUAACAUUACAAGACAGCCACAAAGUAGAAACACAAACUUCCGGUGAAGAUAAGAAGGUGGUUGUUGAAGUUGAUGAAGAAGAGGCACCACAAAGUGUGGAGAAUAAGGAGCUGGUUGAGUCAGGCAAAGUUGAAGAUGUACAAGAAGAUGUUUCUGAAUCAGUUGGUGAGACUUUUGAGCCUGAUACUGUGAAAGAUGCUCAAGUUGAGAAUACAAUGGAAUCAGAUACUAUAGAGUUGGAACUGAAGAAAGAGAAAGGGAAAGGUUUUCUAUCUGAUCUAGCUGUGGAUAAUCAUGAGGUGAAGGAAACAGAUUUUCCCUUUUCAGAGAACAAUAAUGAGCUUUUUUCAGUUUCAGGAAAUGAGGGACUAAGAGAAACUGAAGUGGUUGUGGUUGAAACAUUUUUUAAGUCCAUGAUGUUUGGUGGAGAGGAGAAGGAUGUUUUGUCUUCAGUUGUGACAGAUAAGUUACUUAGAGAGAGUGAGGAACCAAAUGAAGUCUAUGGUGAUUCUUCUUUGCCUCUAACUGAUGUGGCUUCAGAGGAAACAAGUGUUCUAAAAUCAGAUGACAGUGACCAGGUUGCUCCAACCAUAAUUGAGAAAUCAUUGGAUUUGGAGCCAACUUUGGACGAGAAAGUUGAGGAACCAUCAGGUUGUCAAGAAGAGUCAUCCUAUGAAAGUGCCAAGGAAUCUUUUCAACCAUCACCAAGUGUUCCCGAUGCUGAAAGCACUGAAAAUCCGACCAUUGUCCCUGUGGCUCAAAGGGAAAACACCUCUUGGAAGAGUUGCUGCGGACUCUUUGAGAUUAUGAGGGGUGGUGAUAGAUAAUUCAAGGGCAGAGCAUCUUAAAAGGUUGGACCUUGAGCUAAGGUUAUUGAGGCAUUGCACAAUCAUAGGCUGUGAGGGUGUCCUUUCUAAGGAGACAAAAUCUGUUCUGCAUGCAUUCUUUGAGCCUCAAAUUAAGGGGCAUGUUCUGCUUUGCUUUCCUGCUUCGUUUCAGAGUAAGAGUGGUUAACAUUAUAUCUUUUGAAAAACGACAAAAUGUAUGGUACAUUUUAGUUGUGGCAAAUUGUAAACUUCCAUGAACUAGAAUUUAUUAUCAAAAGUUAUCUUACAUUCACCACGUUAUGAUAUAUACGAAGUAAGUUCAGGUGUCA
Glycine soja is the source of this 1425-nucleotide messenger RNA. RefSeq lists its product as uncharacterized. The record is from RefSeq and is a predicted model, not a curated record. NCBI's taxonomy places the organism in Eukaryota, Viridiplantae, Streptophyta, Magnoliopsida, Fabales, Fabaceae. The coding region runs from base 122 to 1096 and encodes 324 amino acids. The transcript is spliced from 4 exons.